This is a messenger RNA of Racocetra persica, 347 nucleotides long. NCBI's taxonomy places the organism in Eukaryota, Fungi, Glomeromycota, Glomeromycetes, Diversisporales, Gigasporaceae. The record is from the annotation of a GenBank genome assembly.
AUGGGAAAAACAAAAGUUUCAGAUUAUUAUAAAAUAUUAGAUGUGAAAAAAUCUGCAAUAUUUGUAGAUAUUAAACAUACAUACAGAAAGCUGAUACUUUUAUACCAUCUGGAUAAGAAUGUGAAUAAACCAAUUAAAGAACAACAAGAAGCUGAACAAAAAUUUAAACAAAUACAAGAAGUAUAUGAUUAUAUUAUUGCAAAUCACAAAGAACCAAAACCAAAAAAGAAAAGUUCAACUAAAAAGAAUAAACUAUCUUUAAGAAAAAAAUCAAAAAAAACAUCAUCAAAAAAACAAACAAAACCUCAAACAAAAACUCAAAUAACAACAAAAGAGGAGUUAAAAGA